This is a messenger RNA of Marchantia polymorpha subsp. ruderalis, 1530 nucleotides long. The record is from the annotation of a GenBank genome assembly. Lineage: Eukaryota; Viridiplantae; Streptophyta; Marchantiopsida; Marchantiales; Marchantiaceae.
CAGAAGAACUUUAAUCACGUUGUUUAGAGCAAAUCUUCUCACCAGCCACAAUGUAGAGCUCCCUGGAUCAUGGUAAACACUAAAUUAUGCAUGAGCAGGACGAGUGUUGAACUUUCACUGACGGCCGACAGAUCAUCUUUCAAUAACAUGACGCGAAAGCCUCAUGUGACAGAUAAGAUCAUGGUGGGUCCAUCGCUAGCUGCUGGGAAGGCUCCUUACGAUCUACAUCUACAGCGCUCGUCCUCGAAUGCUGGCUUCCUAGCAACGUGUUCCGGUAGAAUGUGUUCUCUGUCCUCAGCCUCGCAUUCUGGGGAAUAAUUUCUACAGUUCAUGCACAUUUGGCACUCGAAGUUGUUCACUCCUCUGCACCCAACGUGGAACUGGGAUUUCCUGAGCUGGAAGUGGAACUAGGACUAUAAAGACUCGGAUCUACUCCAUUCCUAUCAUCAUUCACUUGACUAAUUCAAAGCAUACUAGAAGCUAAAUUGUUUCAUUCCGUUUCUAUCAGUCUACAUAAGACUUUUGAGAUUACAUCGUGACGCUACUGCAAUCUUUAAGCUAUCCGUUUCAUUCAGAUUCUUCGGAUUUCGCAGCUGCAAACUGACGCUCCUCCAACUUCCAUAAACCGUCUCAUACCAUGGGUUCAUUGAUGGCUGGAUGGCAAACAAACCAAUCGGACUCUCGGCAAAUUGUGAAGCGUUCCACUUCUUCGAUGACAAACAGUGAAGUUCAGCGCUUCUGGAGAUCGAAAGAGAGUUCCGUUAGGCGACAUAUUCGAUAUGUUGAUAGCAGACAGGAAACUGCAGAUUUGGAGGCGACUGACAACAACAGGAGCGACUCCGAAAGCUCAAGUCCACCAACAACACCUUUAUCAAGCAGUCUACCAGCUUCAUACAAUGGUGAAAAGACAGGCUGGUGGACAAGGAGCACCUCAGCCUUCUUAAACGAACCACCUCAAGUUGAAAAUAAACACAGCAGAUACAAACCCCAGUUUGAUAUUUUCGAAAUUUGCGGCAGCGCGAGUCUGGUGAAGAGGAGGAACAGCUUGAGUGCUCUAGUGCUCCAUUAGCUUCAGCCAGACAGGCACUUUUCAAGAACAAAUGAGAGCACUUACGAGGAUUCACUCUCAAUUCGAUGUCAAAGCUUUCUUCGGAUCCACAGAGACAAGUGAGAAGGCAAAUCUAUCUCCGAUCUACUAUCUAUAUACGAUCAGCAUGUACAGACGUGACAAUGUACAUGACCUUCAACUUCAAAAAUUUGGCGAACAAACGACAAGCAUAGUUCCAAAAGCUAAAUGAAAAGCGACGUGAUCAUGAUGAUGCGAUUGGGUACAUGAUCACAUCACAGACUUCUUAUUGAACUACUCUAGCGCUUAGACAGAUUGAAGUUUUGGUCUAGUGGUAGAGUUACUUUGUUUCUUCACGCGUAGAAUUGGUGUCUUAGUUUGGGUUGUUAAACAGCCAGUCAGCCUCCUUCUGUCUGACAUGUAUCAUACACUAUCUAGUACUCAUAUAUAAAGAUUUUUGUGUC